Messenger RNA from Clupea harengus (Atlantic herring), 2832 nucleotides. RefSeq names its product proline-serine-threonine phosphatase interacting protein 1a (gene pstpip1a). NCBI's taxonomy places the organism in Eukaryota, Metazoa, Chordata, Actinopteri, Clupeiformes, Clupeidae. Gene Ontology annotation, biological process: actin filament polymerization. The record is from RefSeq and is a predicted model, not a curated record. Gene Ontology annotation, cellular component: plasma membrane; actin filament; cytoplasm. Gene Ontology annotation, molecular function: actin filament binding.
UACCGGUAGUUUCACAACUUUUAGUCACAAGGAUGUGGUUUCCUAAUAUGGAUUUAUGAGCUGACCACAGCAAGCAAUUUGUUUAAACGUUUAAUUCUUGUCCAGUGGUCCUAUUGGUCAGCCUGAUCUACCUUUGAGCAUAUUCAUUUUAUCUGGCUAAGUUAAUUUAGUCUCUUGAACACUAUCCUGCAAUAAUAAUGAUAAACAUAAAGUGACUUGAAUCCGACCUGAGGUCAUUUCCCGAUUCCACUCUCUCUUGACUGUCCUAUCUAAAUCCCCCAAAAUAAAACAAAAUAUAUACAUAUGUAUAUAAAAAAAAACAUAAACUGAUUCUUUCAUUACAUUUGUUGAGUUACGGAGUUACAUUGUAUGUCUCUCAGGGACGCCUUGCCUUUUUCAAUGAUGAGUUUGAUCUGUAUUUAACCCCCGCAUUUCAGUUCAAUUAUGCUGCAGCAAUAUGUCCACAGAUAUUCAAAUGUGACCUGCCUUGACAGAGCUGCAGCUAUCACAUGGUUUAUCACAUGUAAUGAGGAAAAAGCUUCGCUAAUGAAUCUUUGAAAGCUCCAAACCAGGACCACACAAAACUAUGAGUUUAACUAACUUGUAUAUCCACCAUAUUCAUUUAACCUGACAACUGGUAACCACUGUUAUUAAAUCAAUGUCAUUUUACCAGUCUCCACCUAUCUAAUAUUCAAAUGACAACCAAAGGAGAGCUCUGUUAUCUAUGAGACAGACUGUCUGUGGUUGGUGACAUCAUACGAAGGCUCUUCCUCAUUUAAGCCAAACAUGCUCACUUAAGCAGAGCAGUUCCUGCGCGUACCGUACAUUCAAACUCUGUCAUUUCUUUUUCAACUGCUCUCAUUUUUGUUGGUUUGAACUCGUAUCGUGUCACUGGCAAGCCUGUGGGAUUUUUCCUGAAGCUUGUGUCAGCAAAGACAUUUUUCAAAAGGGGAAAUACUUCUGAGGUUUUGGGUUAAGAUGACACCGUUACAAUUCAAGGAUGCGUUCUGGGGGUCGGAUUUCUGCAGUAACCUGGGCUAUGAUGCACUCAUACAGAGACUGUGUGAUGGCCGCCGUAUGUGCAAGGACAUGGAAGAACUCCUAAAGAUGAGGGCAUUGGCAGAGGAAAGGUAUGGCAAGGAGUUGGUGACUAUUGCUCGCAAAGCAGGAGGCCAAAGUGAGAUCAGUACUUUGAAAGCUUCAUUUGAUCAUCUGAAAGCACAGAUUGAGAGUGUUGGGAACCUGCACAUUCAACUCUCAGGAAUGCUCAAAGAAGAAGUAAAACGGAUGGAGCAGUUUAGAGAGCGGCAAAAAGAGCAGAGAAAAAAGUUUGAGGGGAUCAUGGAGAAGGUACAGAAGAACAAAAUUGGUUUAUUUAAGAAAACAAUGGAGUCUAAGCGACUGUACGAGCAGAAAUGCAAAGAGGCAGAUGAGGCGGAACAGGCUGCUGACAGGGUGAACAGUGCCCCCACUGCCACGCCCAAACAGGCUGAGAAGGUCCAGAACAAAGCCAAGCAAUGCAGGGAAGCAGCAGUAGACGCAGAGAAGCAGUACAUGACCAAUAUCGAGCAGCUUGACAAGAUUCGCCAGGAAUGGGAAUCAACUCACGAGAGCACGUGUGAGGUCUUCCAGCAACAUGAGGGAGACCGCAUCAACAUUCUGAGAAAUGUGAUGUGGGUUCAUUGCAACCAGUUCUCAAUGCAGUCCGUCAAUGACGAUGAGUGUUAUGAGUUAGUGCGCUUGAGCCUGGAGGAGUGUGACAUCACAGUUGACAACAACAGUUUCAUUGAGCUAAAGAGCUCAGGGACAACCCCUCCAGUGCCUAUUGUGUUUGAGAACUACUACGAAAGGGAACCUUGCACGGACAGCAACUGCAUUGGGGGACGCUUUGGAGGAGGGGUCAUGAAAAGGUUUUCAAAUCUUUUGCAAGGAAACAGCUCUGGUGGCAGCAGGAACAACGUCAACGAUGGUUCAGUGUCAACAGCUACACCUCUUGCUGAAGACGGAGUGUAUGCGUCAAUUCCUGGAUGUCUACCCGGAGGAGCACCACGGGUUGCAGCAGUGGAGGAGUACCAGGCGCUCUAUGACUACAUCGCUCAGGGCUCAGAUGAGCUAUCCAUCUCUGUGGGGGAGAUAGUUGUGGUGGUGGACCAGGGGGACGAUGGCUGGUGGACGGUGGAGAGGAACGGCCAGUCGGGUCUCGUCCCGGGAUCCUACCUUAAUAAAGCCUGAGAGGACUCACACACACAGACGUCUGAGAGGGCCCUGUUACAGCUCAUCAGCUGUGUGGGCUCAUCUGACUCAGAGGUGUAAAGCACCAUCUUAACAGCAGGUUUUAUUCCGGGUAACAUAUUUAUAUUAUGUGAGAGGGGGAGUUCAUUUCAAGCAGGCACUACAGGCUGGCAUAGCACAGUCAGAGUGCAUUAGAUCUAGUAGUAACUGAACUGAAUGUUGAAUUUCAAUAUUUCUUUAAUGUAAUGUAUACAUUUUAAAAUGAGUUGUUACUAUUCUGUUGCAAAGGAUGUUCCUGGUUGGGGGAUGUUAAAUUAAGUUGUUCUGUGUUCAUGGCAUGGUGAAUUUCAACUCAGUCAUAACCAUCACUACUGUGUGUCAUUAUGUUCUUGUUUUUUGUUGUAAGUUUAUGGUAUGGUCAAUAAUUCAAGAGGAGUUGUGGUUUUCUUUAGCACAAACUAUGUGAAUGCAUUUGAUGCAAAACAUCUAGUUAAGUUUCAAAACUCGCUUAUGAGUCAAAAUAUCUCAUUAAUAUUCAAACUGUUAUUUCCUUUAACUGUAAACAUGUUUUUACCACGAUUAAACUGCCCUGUUCCUUUA